UGGGGUGAAGGAUCCAGUGAGAUGGAAGAGGCAGGGAGUCCAGCUCAUUGUGGGUAGGGAGACAGAGGGUUGCUGGGCAUGUAGAGACGGCCUAAGUAGGUAACACUCAACUUCCCUCUCCCCUGCUCAGAUUUGCUGCUGCUGUGGCCCAGCCCCUUGCACCUUGUGCUGUCCCUGCUGCCCCGGCAUCAAGGUCUCGACGGGUACCCGGCUCCUCUACAUGCUCUUCCACAUCCUGGCCUGCGCCAGCUGCUGCUUCAUGCUCUCCCGCACUGUGGCCGAAGCCAUCAAGGAGAACGUGCCUUUCUACGCAGUGCUGUGUGAACACCUUCCUGGGGGCAGUGACUGUGACAUCCUGGUGGGCUACUCAGCCGUCUACAGGGUCUGCUUUGGCACCGCCUGCUUCUACCUGGGCCUGGCAGCCUUCUUGGUCAACAUCAAGUCCAGCAGCAACUUCCGCGCCCUGUUGCACAAUGGGUUCUGGUUCCUGAAGCUCCUCAUCCUUGUGGGGCUCUGCGCAGCCGCCUUCUUCAUCCAAGACCAGCGCUUCCUCCGAGCCUGGCACUUGGUUGGUGUCUGUGGCGGCUUUGCCUUCAUCCUGGUCCAACUGGUGCUGAUCACAGCCUUUGCCCACACCUGGAACAAGAACUGGCUGACAGGUGCCUCCACGGACAAGCGCUGGUACCUGGCUAUCUUCCUGGCCACACUGGGCUUCUACACCAUAGCCUCCACUGCUUACACUUUCCUGUACAAAUUCUACACCCACCCAGGCGGCUGUUUCCUCAACAAGGGGCUGCUGGCCUUCAACGGUGCCCUGUGCCUCCUCAUGUCCUUCAUCUCCAUCACCCCCUGCGUCCGCCUGCGACAGCCAAGCUCCAGCCCCUUACAGGCCUCCAUCAUCUGCUGCUACGUCAUGUACCUGACGUUCUCCGCCCUGUCCAGCCGGCCACCAGAGAAAGUGCAGUACAAGGGGCAGAAUCUCACCAUCUGCUUCCCCAGUGUAAGCAAGGACGGGAUGCAGACGGAGGACACAACAGUGGCUAUCCUGGGUGCUGGGGUCAUGUACGCCUGCGUCCUCUUUGCCUGCAAUGAAGCAUCAAUGCUCGCUGAGCUGUUUGGACCUCUCUGGAUGGUCAAGAUCUACAGCUUUGAGUUUAAGAAGGCAUCCUGUUUCUUCUGUUGCCCUGAUAAGAUGGAAGAGGAGGUAGCAGCUAUGAAAAUGCGGUGCUCGAGACCACCUUCACUCAUGGCAGCUGGUCCACCUUCUGGGUUAAGGUCUCUUCUGGCUGGGCCUGUGUCCUCCUCUACCUCUGGCUUCUGCUGGGCCCGCUCUGCCUCCCGGGCUCGCGCCAACGCAACAACAGCCCCCUGCGUUUCGUGCGUCGCCAGCGGCGCAACCUUCACCGCAUCAGUGUUGCUACGUAGCUGCUGCUGCUGCCACCGCCACCGCCAAAAGGGCCUGGAGGCUCUUUUGCUUUUGCCACAGCCUACCAUGGGCUCAGCCGCCUGCCACGAUCACCAACGGUCAACGGUCGGUGCAAAGAGACCCACCUGGUGCCAAGAGACCAGGCCUGGUCCAAAGACUAUCUGCACUGGGUGAUGCAUGUCAAGGCCGCCCAUGAUGCCACGUCCCACUGCUGGCCACAGCAUGCCUUGCCCCAGUGGGUACCUUUAAUGUGAACGGCCAGCAGAGUGGGGGCCCAGAGGAGGCAGGUGCUUUAACGGAAGGAGAGGAAAAGCAUGGUGCUGAUGCCCAUCCAUCCAUCUCCCUCAGUGUUGGUUGCAAGGCUAGACAAAAUACGAGUCAGAGCUCCAAGUGGUGAAGUCCCACUAAUAUGGACCAGAGAACUCCAGAGAGAGGAAGGAGGAGGGUGCACACAAAGAAUCAAACACAGGAACACAUCGCCUCUCCCCAGUUCUCAGCCAUUAGACACUGCAGGGUCUUGGCAGUGAGCAACAUCUGACCUGUAGUGCGGUG
Zootoca vivipara (common lizard) is the source of this 1978-nucleotide messenger RNA. The record is from RefSeq and is a predicted model, not a curated record. Lineage: Eukaryota; Metazoa; Chordata; Lepidosauria; Squamata; Lacertidae.